AUGGAGGCUGCCGUAGUUAAAUCCACCUGUACGACGCACCUUAUCAAGAAGGAAAGGGAAGGUGGAAUUUUUUUGACAAAACAAAACCAUUCAUUCUCCGAUCCCCACAGUUUCACCGCCGCCAUGUCUCCGUCUGUCGGAGUCAACGUCCCCCUGCUGGGGGAAUCCAACGGAACGCCUCCGCCGGCGUCCGUUCCCGGCGCGGUGUUCAACGUGGCGACGAGCAUAGUCGGUGCCGGAAUCAUGUCAAUUCCGGCGAUCAUGAAGGUUCUCGGAGUGGUUCCUGCUGUCGCCAUGAUUCUCGUCGUGGCCGUGCUCGCGGAACUCUCCGUCGAGUUCCUCAUGCGCUUCACGCACACCGGCGAAACGAAGACGUACGCUGGCGUCAUGAGGGAAGCGUUCGGAUCGCCGGGAGCGUUGGCCGCGCAAGUUUGCGUCAUCAUCACCAACGUUGGGGGCUUAAUUCUCUACCUUAUCAUCAUCGGGGAUGUACUGUCUGGAAAGCAUAAUGGAGGUGAAGUGCAUUUGGGUAUUUUGCAACAGUGGUUUGGAAUUCAUUGGUGGAAUUCCCGGGAAUUUGCUCUUCUCUUCAUUUUGGUGUUCGUCAUGUUUCCAUUGGUAUUGUACAAACGUGUAGAGUCCUUGAAGUACAGUUCUGCAGUGUCAACUCUUCUUGCUGUGGCAUUUGUUGGUAUAUGUUGUGGGUUGGCAAUUCUUGCUCUGGUGCAAGGAAAAACACAAACUCCUAGAUUGUUUCCUCAGUUGGACCACCAAACCUCUUUCUUUGAUCUGUUCACUGCAGUUCCUGUUGUUGUCACAGCGUUCACAUUUCAUUUUAAUGUACAUCCAAUUGGGUUUGAGCUUGCCAAGCCAUCUCAAAUGACAACAGCAGUUCGAUUAGCAUUAUUGCUUUGUGCUGUGAUCUACAUUACAGUAGGCCUAUUUGGGUACCUCUUGUUUGGGGAUUCAACCCAAUCAGACAUUCUCAUCAAUUUUGACCAGAGUGAUGAUUCUGUUGUUGGUUCCUUGUUCAAUAGUUUGAUCCGUGUAAGCUAUGCACUCCACAUCAUGCUGGUGUUUCCCCUCUUGAACUUCUCUUUGAGAUCCAACAUAGAUGAAGUUCUCUUCCCCAAAAAGCCUAUGCUAGCCACAGACAACAAAAGAUUCAUGAUCCUCACGCUGGUGCUGCUUGUAUUCUCCUACCUUGCUGCUAUAGCAAUCCCAGAUAUUUGGUACUUCUUUCAGUUUCUUGGAUCAUCAUCUGCAGUGUGCCUUGCCUUCAUUUUCCCGGGCUCUAUUGUUUUACGGGAUGCAUAUGGUAUAUCAACAAAAAGGGACAAAAUUGUGGCACUGAUAAUGAUUAUACUAGCUGUGGUGACAAGUGUGCUUGCCAUUUCCACCAACAUAUAUAAUGCUUUUAGUAGCAAGUCAUAA
Messenger RNA from Sphenostylis stenocarpa, 1434 nucleotides. NCBI's taxonomy places the organism in Eukaryota, Viridiplantae, Streptophyta, Magnoliopsida, Fabales, Fabaceae. The record is from the annotation of a GenBank genome assembly.